Molecule: messenger RNA, 2107 nt
Organism: Anolis sagrei ordinatus
Lineage: Eukaryota; Metazoa; Chordata; Lepidosauria; Squamata; Anolidae
Product: glycosyltransferase family 92 protein F59C6.8-like
Cellular component (GO): cytoplasm
Molecular function (GO): glycosyltransferase activity
Source: RefSeq, a predicted model, not a curated record
CCAGUUUGGAUCCGCACUAUUAAUUCUCCUUCUGGCGUAGUUAAAACCCCAACCUGUUGGGUCGCUUGGCUCUGUCCUUCUUUAUCCGUACAUGCGAUCAGGUAGCAAAAUGCAUCCAAGUCUUCCUUUCGAAUGCCUUCAAAUAGUCUUCUGCUGUUAGCAAGUUGCCAAGCUUGUUUUUCUAGCAAGCUUCGAUUUUAUGACAUACCCAGAUGCGCCUGUUGGGAAAAAAAACCUGGAUGCUCUGUUGGAGCUUCAGCCUUCUGUGUCUCUUCUUCUCCUCUGUCUCUUUUUAUUAUUUUGGAUGUAUUUGGUCUUUUUACCAGAUAUGUGGAGUUGCAAUAUCUAGAUGGUCAGCUGGAAAAUAAAUGAUUUACUCAAAGUGAAACAGUAAACCUGAAGGGUGAAGGAUAAUCUGGCUCGGUGUUGCACUAUUUUUGGAAUAUACGGUACUUGUUCUGGCAUCUGAGAAGUGGAAAACAACGUGGAAACAUACAAGCUUGAGGCGUGGUCCUGAGCGAGGAGUUAGCAGGCUCAUCCAUCGCGCACAUUCGGAUGCGGCACCAGCUUAGAAUGAUCUGCUUCAGAAGGAAAACCUACUUGGCUAUAGGGAUAUGUCUGGUGGCUUUUGCUUCCAUGCUAACACUUUCCUACCACCAGAUACAGAAAUACCAUCUUUUACCAAAAACGGUUCUGCGGAGAGAUCUUUGCAGAGGAGAAGUCACCAACAAUUCAAUUUCGGUCUUAAAAGGCAAUAGCACAUUGGUCAUUGCUGCCUAUUUUGAUAACAGGCAGGAGAAGACAACGCGUGUUAUUGGCAUCGUGCAUCACGAAAAGGUCAAGGAACAGUAUUGUUGGUUUUGUUGCCCGUCCAGGGACGAAGCCUACGUCUCAAAAGUGGUGACCAAUAUCCAUUCGGAUCGGUUUGGGUUCCCGUAUGCGGUGGCAGACAUGGUCUGCAUGGAGCCCACUAGCUGUGAUCCCCGUUAUGUGGCCUUGCACCCAUUUUCUAACGAAGAUGUCAGUCUCUCGCCGUGGUUUGAGAUCAAAAACCGGAAGCCUCAGGCUUUUCCUGUGGAUUUCACAGUGUGCAUUUCCACCAUGUUUGGAAACUACAACAACGUCCUACAGUUCAUACAGAGCAUGGAAAUGUACAAACUCCUCGGGAUGCAAAAAGUCGUGGUUUAUAAGAACAACUGCAGCCAACUGAUGGAGAAAGUCCUAGAGUUUUAUGUGGCCGAGGGGACGCUGGAGAUUGUUCCCUGGCCAAUCACGUCCUACCUCAACGUUUCUAAAGAAUGGCUUUCUAAGGAUGAUGGGACUCAAAUUGGCUACUAUGGGCAGAUUGCAGCGUUAAAUGACUGUGUGUACCGGAAUAUGUACCGGAGUAGGUAUGUGCUGCUGAACGACAUCGAUGAAAUUAUACUGCCCAUCAAGCAUACAAAUUGGAAAGCCAUGAUGGAGAGCCUGGAGGAGCAGAACCCAGAGGCUGGCGUCUUCCUCUUUGAGAGCCACCUCUUUCCUAACACCAUAUUCGCCCCCAACGCCAUUGACGUUCCCUCCUGGAACACGGUCCCUGGAGUCAACAUAUUGCACCACGUUCUCCGAGAACCGGAUCGGAAAGAGAUCAUCAACCCACGGAAGAUCAUUGUCGAUCCCAGGAAGGUGGUCCAGACUUCGGUUCACUCUGUCCUCCAAGCCUUUGGCGAAAGCGUGGAGGUUCCUAUGGACAUCGCGAUGGUGCAUCAUUGCCGACUCCCCCACCAACCAUCCCUGCCCCAAAAAUUCCUCAUUAGGGACACCACGCUCUGGAGAUACAACUCGUUACUCAUCCACAGUGUUAGCCAGGUGCUACAAAAGAUACCAUUGUCACCAGAGAAGCCAUAAACACAGAGCAGAAGGGAUGAAAUCCUGGUCAGCAUUUCAUAAUGUGUUGUCAAAGACUUUCAUGGCUGGAAUCACUGGGGUGUUGUGUGGUUUCCGGGCUUUAUGGCCAUGUUCUAGCAGCAUUUACUCCUGACGUUUUGCCUGCAUCUGUGGCUGGCAUCUUCAGAGGCGAAAUGUCAUGAGAAAAUCCUGCUAGAACAAGUAUGGGUAAACCCAGGCC